Penicillium argentinense is the source of this 3294-nucleotide messenger RNA. Its product is annotated as ATP-dependent RNA helicase MTR4. NCBI's taxonomy places the organism in Eukaryota, Fungi, Ascomycota, Eurotiomycetes, Eurotiales, Aspergillaceae. The record is from RefSeq and is a predicted model, not a curated record. The coding region runs from base 1 to 3294 and encodes 1097 amino acids. Gene Ontology annotation, biological process: maturation of 5.8S rRNA; RNA catabolic process. Gene Ontology annotation, cellular component: nucleus. The transcript is spliced from 2 exons. Gene Ontology annotation, molecular function: RNA binding; RNA helicase activity; ATP binding.
AUGGACGAGCUCUUCGACGUCUUCGAGGACAAACCCCAGGCGGUUCAGCCGCCUGGUGGUACUCCUCAGCGCGGCAAGAAGGACAAGAAGACCAAGAAGGACAAAAGCAAGAAGCGUCAGGCCGACGGAGAGGUCAAAGCAGAGGAAGCUGCGCCAGCUGAGGAAAAGAAGGAGGCCUCUUCUGAUGAGCCCAUGGCUGAUGCUGAGCCAGCAAAUGAAGAGCCAGCAGCCGACAACGAACAACCCGAAACAAAACGACAAAAACUGGCCGACGCCCCCGCGCCAGUCGUCGCCGAUUCCUUCGAAACCGAACAAGAGCGUCAGCUCGCCUCUGGCGGACUUUCGCAAGAUACUGGGAUUGUGGUGUCCCACCAAGUCCGCCACCAAGUUGCCAUCCCUCCAAACUACCCCUACGUCCCCAUCUCGCAGCAUCAGCCGCCUGCCAAUCCCGCGAAAAGCUACGCUUUUACCCUUGAUCCAUUUCAGCAGGUUGCGGUCUAUUCGAUUCAACGAGAAGAGAGUGUGCUGGUCUCGGCCCACACUAGUGCAGGAAAGACUGUUAUUGCAGAAUACGCCAUUGCGCAAUGCUUGAAGAACAACCAACGAGUGAUCUACACCAGUCCAAUCAAGGCGCUGAGCAACCAGAAAUACCGUGAAUUUGCGGCCGAGUUCGGUGAUGUUGGACUGAUGACCGGCGAUGUGACCAUCAACCCUACCGCCACUUGUCUGGUCAUGACCACCGAGAUUUUGCGUUCCAUGUUGUAUCGUGGCUCUGAGAUCAUGCGCGAGGUGGGCUGGGUUAUCUUCGAUGAAAUUCAUUACAUGCGUGACGCCAACCGUGGUGUUGUGUGGGAAGAGACCAUCAUUCUCCUGCCAGACAAGGUUCGAUAUGUCUUCUUGUCUGCUACCAUUCCCAAUUCCAUGCAGUUCGCCGAGUGGGUCACCAAGAUGCACAACCAGCCUUGUCACGUUGUCUACACCGAUUUCCGCCCUACUCCUCUUCAGCACUACUUCUUCCCAGCUGGUGGCGAUGGUAUGCACCUUAUUGUUGACGAGAAGGGAGCGUUCCGCGAGGAGAACUUCCAGAAGGCCAUGAGUACGAUUGCGGAUAAGGCGGGAGACGAUCCCGCCGAUGCUCUGGCCAAGCGGAAAGGAAAUGGCAAGGACAAGAAACUGAACAAGGGCGGUAACAAGGGCCCGUCUGAUAUGUUCAAAAUUGUCAAGAUGAUUAUGCUGAGGAGCCUUAACCCCGUCAUCGUCUUCAGUUUCAGCAAACGAGAAUGCGAGCAGGGCGCUCUGCAAAUGGUUAACAUGUCCUUCAACGACGAUUCCGAGAAAGAAAUGGUUUCCAAGGUUUUCAACAGUGCCAUCGAAAUGCUUUCCAAGGAAGAUCGCGAAUUGCCUCAGAUCGAGAACCUUCUGCCCCUGCUCCGCAGAGGUGUCGGGGUCCACCACUCCGGUCUCCUGCCUAUUCUCAAGGAAACUAUUGAGAUUCUUUUCCAGGAAGGCCUGAUUAAGGUCCUUUUCGCUACCGAGACUUUUUCCAUCGGCCUGAACAUGCCUGCCAAGACUGUUGUGUUCACCAGCGUUCGGAAGUUUGACGGUGUGAGCCAACGUUGGGUUUCCCCAUCCGAGUUCAUUCAGAUGUCCGGUCGUGCUGGUCGACGAGGUCUUGAUGACCGAGGUAUCGUGAUUAUGAUGGUGGACAACCAGAUGGAUCCUGCUGUUGCCAAGGAGAUCGUCCGUGGUGAACAAGACCGACUGAACUCAGCCUUCCACCUCAGUUACAACAUGAUCCUCAAUCUCCUCCGUGUGGAUGGUAUCUCUCCCGAAUACAUGCUUGAACGCUGCUUCAAACAAUUUCAAAAUACCGGCGACAUCUCCAGCUUGGAGAGAGAGCUUCAGGAACUGGAAGACAAGAAAGCCAACACCUUUAUUCCUGAUGAAGGAACCAUUCGCGAAUACUACGACCUUAGAAAGCAGCUGGAUACCUUCGCCGACGACGUUCAGGCUGUAAUUAGCCACCCCAACCAUAUUCUGCCCUUCAUUCAACCGGGCCGUCUGGUUCAGAUUGGAUUUAAGGGUAAAAAUUUUGGCUGGGGUGUAACUGUCAGACACACCAAGCGACCGCCCCCCAAGAACCCCACUGAGCAGAUUCCUCCUCACGAACAAUACUUUGUCGAUGUGAUUUUGAAGCUCGCGGAGGGUCCUUCCAUUGGUACCAAGUCGUUCUCGGAUCUUCCUGCCGGAAUCGAGCCAGCCAAGGACGGCGAAAAGUGCCGGACAGUGGUUGUACCCAGCAUGCUCACUUGCGUGCGUCGUCUGUCACCCAUUCGACUCAAUCUGCCCAAGGACCUCACUUCGACCGACAGUUUGAACACCGUGAGGAAACAUCUGGAUGAGUGCCAGAGACGAUUCCCCGAUGGGCUGCCACAGAUCGACCCCAUUGAGGAUAUGAAGAUCCAGGAUGAUUCUUUCAAGAAGCUUCUCAGGGUAGGUCCUCGUUUCCUCUAUGAAAAGCCCGAUCUUAUAUUAAAACUACUGCAGAAAAUUGAAGUUCUCGAUUCCCGCCUCCUGGGCAACCCGCUGCACAACUCACCCCGACUGCCAGAACUCUACGAGCAGUAUGAUGAGAAGGUCCGCACGGGCAACCAAAUCAAGGACGUUAAGAAGAAGAUUGCCGAAGCCAUGGCUAUCCAGCAGCUCGAUGAGCUGAAAUACCGCAAGCGAGUGCUCCGUCGACUAGGAUUUAUUAAUGACGCCGAUGUUGUUCAGAUGAAGGCCCGAGUUGCCUGUGAGAUCAGUACCGGUGACGAGCUAAUGCUGAGUGAGCUGCUCUUCAACGGUUUCUUCAAUGAUUUUACUCCCGAACAAAUUGCUGCUGUCAUGAGUGUAUUCGUGUUCGAUGAGCAAGUAAAGGAGGCUCCUCCGCUGGCCAAGGACGAGUUGUCGAAGCCUCUUAAGGUUAUCCAGCAACAGGCUCGGCAUAUUGCCAAGGUCUCUCAGGAGUCUAAGCUGGCUCUUAAUGAGGACGAGUAUGUCAAGAGCUUCCACUGGGAGCUCAUGGAGGUGAUCUAUGAGUGGGCGAACGGAAAGGCCUUCGGCGAGAUCUGUAAAAUGACCGACGUUUACGAGGGCAGUCUGAUCCGCGUUUUCCGGCGGCUGGAAGAGUGUCUGCGACAGAUGGCGCAGGCUUCUAAGGUAAUGGGAAGCGAUGACCUGCAGGACAAGUUCGAAUCUGCGCUCACGAAGGUCCGUCGGGACAUUGUCGCUGCCCAAUCCUUGUAUCUGUAA